AUGGCCUCAUACUACCCAGAAGGCGAAUGCUACUUCGUCAGAAACUCUUUAAGAUAUAGUUCCCACUGGAGUGCAAACAACCAAACUCAGUUCUACAGAACCGUUCUUCUUGAGUACUACUGGAACGGAUGGCCAGCGACUGGCGUGACCCAGAGAUCUCAUCCCCGGUCACGCUGGCAGCAUGGUACACCCUCCGGAAUUGGAGGCACACGGUUCGGGGACUGGGACAGGUUCUGGAUGGGCGAGAGCAGAACCAAGUCACCGUCGAACAUGCUCAGAAUUCACAGUCAUCCCAACAGCCUCAAUUGGAAUGAAUGCAGAGACCACCAGAGAGGCGGCCAAAGAAAGUACAUCCUUCGUCCAGUGGAAAUCUUGGAGCCCGAUACCCAGUGGCUAUGGAUCGAUGCUACAAUCCCUCUGAGAGCUAUCUACUUCCCUGUCGCAUUCAACACAGACCAAGCAUUCACUAACCUGUGUACCUAUGUCGUUAUCGACUUCAGACACAGGACGCAACUUCAGAUGGUCGAUAUCAACGGUUGGACCAGGAUUUUUAAUCUCAACUCCCAUAACGGUCUUGGCUGGAAUGAUGGUGUCACAUGGGGUUUCAACAUAAAGGACAUCAUUGCCUAUCUUUGCAUCCCACACAAGCUGCGCAAUCCAGACUAUGGGUUGUUUGAAUCCAAACUGCGUGGCCAAGAGCUGGUUGUUUUCGCCAACUCGUCGUUAGUUUGGAGAUCUUCUUUCGCGACCACGAACCAUCGAGAUUUCUUCCGCGAGAUGGAUUUCGCCAGAAUCCUCAGCGCCACCUUUGGCGUCGAGGUCGGUUGGAGACCAUACCAGCACAACCCUUUCCUCAGGGACAUGCUCAUACGAAUCACUCAACUAGGCCUGGGCUUCAUCCCGGUCGCCGGACCCAUCCUUUCAGUCGUGUUCGGAAUAGGACUUCAGCUGCUCACAGAUCCCGAGUCGUUCGGAAGGGACAAUAUCCUUGAUCUCACCUUUGCCGUUCUAGAGGCCGUGAUCGAAUCUGGCACGAGAAGUCAGAAGUUUAUCGCACCAGAUUGGCUUGCACAGUGCCCAUGUGGCGGCCAGCAGCGGGGUGUUCCGUUGACGGAUGAGCAGAGAGAGGCUCGCAAGAAGUUGGGCGAGGAGAUCAACAACCGUCUGACUGCAGAGUUGAAUGCUAAGCCUGUCAUACGCUCUCUUGAGGAGCAGGAGAAGCUUCUCAAUGGGCGGGUUAUGGAUUUUCAAGAUGAGGCUACAGAGACAACCCGGGAUGAGGAGCCGGGAGAAGAGCCGGAGGAGAAACAGGAAGUUGAGAAGCAGGAAAGUAAGGGCGGGACUGAGGAAACUGGUGAGAAACAUGAUUAA
This is a messenger RNA of Fusarium tjaetaba, 1371 nucleotides long. RefSeq lists its product as uncharacterized. The transcript has a single exon. The coding region runs from base 1 to 1371 and encodes 456 amino acids. NCBI's taxonomy places the organism in Eukaryota, Fungi, Ascomycota, Sordariomycetes, Hypocreales, Nectriaceae. The record is from RefSeq and is a predicted model, not a curated record.